This is a messenger RNA of Syngnathus acus (greater pipefish), 1996 nucleotides long. It is a transcript of the gene c9h9orf85, whose product is annotated as chromosome 9 C9orf85 homolog. The transcript is spliced from 8 exons. The coding region runs from base 102 to 644 and encodes 180 amino acids. The record is from RefSeq and is a predicted model, not a curated record. NCBI's taxonomy places the organism in Eukaryota, Metazoa, Chordata, Actinopteri, Syngnathiformes, Syngnathidae.
CGCGCAUGAAAAGUACUUCCGGGUCAGUUGUCUUUUCGCGUGUAGUUGGGUUGCUAAAUUGUACCAUGCGUAAUUAACUAAUAACUAACUACGACUGUACUAUGAGUACUCAGAGGGGUAACGCGUCUCGUUCGCGAGGCCAAAAGUACCAGAACACCGUCGCCUUCAAGAAUGACAAAUACGGAGCGAGUGUGCAAGUCAAGAAGGCGAACUCCAAAAUCCACGAUGGACUAUGUCAACACUGCAAGGGUGUUCUCGAGUGGAAAGUCAAGUACAACAAAUAUAAAUCUCUAACACAGCCUCGGAAAUGCGUCAAAUGUUCUCAGAAGACUGUGAAGGAUGCUUAUCAUGUCAUUUGUAAGCCCUGUUCUCUUCAGCUGGAAAUAUGCUGCAAGUGCGGGGAAAAAGAGGACAUUGUCAUCCCAGUCAACUCUCAUCUGGACCAAAAAGAAGAGGACAAUGGUAGCAAAGAAAAAGGCAAAAAGUGUAAAAAGGACAUGGACAAUGAUGAUGACUUUGAUGGUGAUGAUGAUGAAGACUUCAGUGACCCUGAGGAUGAAGAUGAAGUUAGUCAAUCAGUCACAAAGAUGACACCGUGCAAGUCUCCUCCGCUUCCAGAUGUGUCUCGAGUGAAACUCACAUAGUAAAUGAUUGCACAAGUGGAGUGUCCUGUCAUCUCAUUUGUUGAUAAUCAAAUGUAGCUUACUUCAAGUCGUCUUACCACAGCCGGUUUGCGCAACACACCGGUUCUCAUUUUUCUCGCUAUCGUUUGCAUUUCUGAUGCUUUGGCGUGCCAAGGAUCCAGUGCAAUAGCAUCAGAUGUCACCCUCACACGUCUUUGCAUUUGAACUUGGGUUGACUGGCAUCGAGCAUGUUCUAACUCAAGGGUCAUCGACCUUUUUGAAACUGAGAGCAACUACUUUGGAACUCAUUCAUGCACUCUUUGUGUUAUUUCAAUGACGCCGCAAUGUAGAGAACAGUUUAAUAUCAAUCUGCAACAUUUUAGAGCCAUAUUGGUGACUAAUGUGGUAAUAUUUGAACACAUUGGCAAAAUUAUAUAACAUGUCCCUAAUCCACUCACCCAACACUGUGACCAAGAUAUCCUUUUCCGCAUUUUUGCACUUGAUAAAGAAAUAACAGUCCAGCUGCAAAAGUCACACAAAAAGUCACCCUGACAAAACAUAUCGCAUUACAAUUUACUUAUCAACUCAAUAAACAUGAAAGUAAAAGUUUCAAAUUAUUUAUUUUGGUCAUUUGUCACAAAGACCUGCCAUGCCAUCAGGGUGUGUAGACUUUUUUUUUUUUUUUUUUUUUAAAUAAUCGUGAUAUGUUUUUCUUUUCAGGGAGGCCCCAUUAUUACUCAACUUUAUUCAUAUCCUCCUUUUAUCGGGAAGUUGGCACGUAUCAAUGUCAUUUCAUAUACUUCAGAGUGGUAGCUAUGAGAACUAACUCAAAGCAACCUGGAAAUUGAGGAAAUUAUAGUUUAGUGGCACCGGACCAAUGAGGAAGCAGUGAUAGCCUGAGGUAAACUCUUCACGCAAGAGCCGCACGACUGACUCAAAGCCGCAGUACGCUGCAAGUGUGCGCGAGUUCGUAUUACUGCUCUGAAAUUGUGAUGGCGAACGGAGCUUGUGCGCGGAUGCGCGUCUUCAGGGGCACUUUGAUCCAUGCAACCCCGGUGGAAGCGGUGAAGAUUCUGGAAGAUGCACUACUUGGUGUUCAAGCUGAUGGAAAGAUCGCCUUUAUCGGAGAAGGCAAGGAGCUGCAUCGACUCUCGAAAGAAUUUGCAUUUAGUCCAUCGUCAGUAACUCACCUGGAAAAACAUGAAUUCUUCAUGCCCGGAAUGGUGGACACCCACAUCCACGCCCCUCAAUACAGCUACGCUGGCACGGCCCUGGACAUGCCCUUGCUUGACUGGCUCAACAAGUAUACCUUUCCUGUGGAAUCACGCUUUAAAGAUAAGAGUUUCGCACGGGAGGUCUACACUCAAGUCGUG